Molecule: messenger RNA, 656 nt
Organism: Neltuma alba
Lineage: Eukaryota; Viridiplantae; Streptophyta; Magnoliopsida; Fabales; Fabaceae
Product: cyclomaltodextrin glucanotransferase-like
Exons: 2
Coding region: 34-330 (98 amino acids)
Cellular component (GO): membrane
Molecular function (GO): starch binding
Source: RefSeq, a predicted model, not a curated record
ACCCUUCAGAUCCAAUACCAAUGUCCUGGUCAGAUGACCAUACUUGGACUGCUGAAACGGUCCUGUGUAUAUGGACAGGAUAUAAUUGCUGGAAAAAGGAUCCAAUACAAGUUCAUAUUGAAAGAGAGAAAGGGGGAUGUUAUUUGGCAGCCAGGGUCAGAUAGACUCAUGCAAACAUGGGAAACUGUUAAUGGAAUAUCAGUCUUUGAGGAUUGGGACAGUGCAGGACUUCAGAUGAUAACAGAGGAACUGCAGCAUCAACACUCAAAUGAGGAAUCCAAGCAGCAGGAAAAGCCAUCAAAGAAUACAGAUCGUAACGAUGAGCAAUAAGAAGCUGAUAGACCCACGCAGAUUAACCCCAGGGGAAAGGUUACUUCAAUCAAGAAUCAGGAAACACAAGUUGAUGACUAAAGUCUGUUUGAAUUUUGACGGUGUACCAUGACUUUGCACCACCAGUUUUGCCAGACGAAGAAUCUAAUUCAGGUGAAAUAGUUUCACGAAGUUAACAAAAACUAAAACAAUCUUGAAUUCUCUUUUUUGUGUGUGACCAAAAUGAAUUCUUUGCAAGUCAAAAGCACAAUAAUAAAACUGGAAACCUCCUUGCCAGUUUCCUCUGUAUGAACACAUUUUCUUUCUAGUGAACUGAUCUUGGUUCA